CACGGCAACACGGUUCACGGCGUGUUUUGAAGCUAUGAAAAAUACACCUCUUCACUUGGACAAGAGAUAUUUUUGCGAGAUCUUCCUAAACCGGUGCAAUGGCCAGCAUGGGCAUGAUUCGACACUGGGUGUUGUUUCAUCAAAUGGUUCUGAAAGUUAAGGACAAUUCAGUAGAAUACUUGGUCGAGCAUUUUCUACUUGGGAUGUUGUUCUCAAUCCAAGAAGAGCUUGAGCAGCUACGUGAGUUUCUUGCAUCCAUCCUUCAAGAGGCGGACUCUGGCCAAGCCUGGGCCAUGUAUUAUGUGGCCCUAACGGCCGUUACCAGGGACGAUGCUGCUAGCGGGAUGAGAUGGAUGCAGAAAAGUCUAGAAUUGGCGCGUGCCAAGGAUCUCACUUAUCUCAUCAACCGAGCAGCUUCAGUUUUGGGAAACUGGUCUAGCCUCGGGGGCGUCUGCUCCAACUUCAGCGACCCCGAAAAGGCCGUUGCCUACUGCAUAAUCGCAAAGGAUGCUGCAAUCCGCAUGGACACGGAUGAAGCACGUUGGAGGGCUCUGUGGCGGCUUGGGCAUUGCCUUUGCGACUCUGGCGACUUCAAACGCGCCAACGAGGUCAAGAAGGAGCUACAUGAGAUGGCUAAAGCAGCUUCAGCAGUGGAGCAGCAGGUGGCUUUGGCGUACACGGAAUCGCUUUCGGGAAGUAUUGCGGGUAUGAUAGGCGAAGACGAUGCAUCCAAGAAACAUAACGGGGCAGUGAUACGGCUGCUCCAAGGGUUUCCAGCAGACUUAGAGGAGAGCGGUAGGAAUUUCUUACGUUUGGUUGAAAGGAUUUCAACAGAGGGUCUUAUGGCGUUCGAGGAUCUUAUUGCGUUCAGCAUGAAAAAGCCUUCUGUCCGGACUGUUAUGGACAUUCAAACCAUGCUCGGCCAAGCCAGGGGUCAGCUUGACAAUGAGCCCGAGGCACUUUUCCUCAAUCGCACGAGGGAAGAAGCAGAGGAAAAUGCUGCGGAGCAUCUGAUUUCGAAGGAGGUCCAACGUUCUCCGGCAAAAACAGCUAUGGCUCUGGUUUUUAUUGCAACACUGGCUCAUAUGCAUCGCAAUGAGCAUAGCUUUGAGAUCAUAGAGAGUUUGCUGGAAGAAGCCCAGAGGCUCGCACAGGAGUAUCCCAGCAUUCUCCUCAGGGUUCUCAAUGAGCAAGGCCGGAACUACGCAUGCGCAAAGGAUGAUGAUAAUCUCAACAAGGCCAUUUGCAAGUUCAAAGAAGCUGCUAGAAAGCAGAUGGAGCUGGACUUUGGAGGCUUCAGCUAUGGCCGAAUCGGUUACCUGGACGACAACAAACGAAGCUUCCGUAUGCUGCAAAGUCUUCUGAUGGGGGGCAACCGUAUGCGAGAAGCGCUCAUCUGGGCGGAACGAGAGAGAUGUAGAGAUCUCCUGUACAUCCUGAGGAACUCGGCGAGGAGUGAUGCUUUCCAGAGAGAGUUGGAAUUGGAAGAGUUCGACUGCAGUGAAGAGUCGGCAUGGGAGGAGAUCAAAGAAGUUGCUCGCUUAAGUGGGAGAGAUACAGCACUACUGGUGACUUCUCAUAUCUUCGCUCAACAGAUCCACACACACAUCCUUUACUGGGAUUCUCAUGAGAGCAAGUUACUUCACGAGUCCCAUGGCCUGCAGCUAACCAAGCCCAACAGCGUCCUUCAAAUGGUAGAGAAAGCUUUGACCACCAUGAAAAGUGUGUCCUGGCCUUGGAAUAUGAAAUUCUGGUACAAAGUCCUGAUAGAGCCAUUUGAGGAGUUCUUGAAGCUGACCAAACCCAAGAAGCUGGUUUUUAUCACUCACGAGGGGCUUUCUAUGUUACCAUUCGCUGCAAUUUAUAAAACGAACAACGAGCCCUUCCUGAUUCAACAGUAUGCAAUCUCUGUCUCUCCUUCCCUGCGGAUGCACAAGCAAUGUAUCCGUCAGCAGCAGCGGCAAGAAUCACAGAGAAGCGGAACACUAUCCGCUCUGGUUAUUGGAAAUCCAACACUUGACCUCCCACAUGCAGAAGAAGAAGCCGCAUACAUCACGCGCGAGCUGGCCAGUUCCUUUGCGCAUAGCGUGACUCGUCUCGAGAGACAAGAAGCCACGAAAGAAGCUGCUUUGAAACUGAUUCCGGAAAGUCAUUGGAUUCACAUUGCCAGCCACGCUGUCGUCAACCACGAAUACCCGAAUGGAGCUCUCAUUUUGGCAUGCAACAAUUCGCUUACAGGCGAGGAGAUCAAGGAACAAGCAGGGGCGGUGAAGGCCACGACGGUUGUUCUGAGCGCGUGCCAGACUGCCCUUGGGCGUGUAAAGUCUGAGGGAGUUUUGGGAUUCGCACGAACAUUCCAUAUGUUGGGAGUCCCAUCAGUCGUGGCAUCCUUGUGGAAAGUUGACGACAACUCCAGUAAAGUGUUCAUGCAGAAACUCUACGAGCACCUCAAGGUGUUGGACAUUGGAUUGGCAAUGCAGAAAGCAAUGGUGGAGAUGAUAGAGACCGAGGAUGAAUUUGGCCUUAAUGUUUUUAAGCCUGAUCAGUGGGCUCCUUUUGUUGUGUGUGGAAGCGAUCAAUCCCGUUGCAAUAAAUUUUAAGUGGAGGAUACCCCAA
Molecule: messenger RNA, 2616 nt
Organism: Selaginella moellendorffii
Lineage: Eukaryota; Viridiplantae; Streptophyta; Lycopodiopsida; Selaginellales; Selaginellaceae
Exons: 3
Coding region: 99-2600 (833 amino acids)
Molecular function (GO): protein binding
Source: RefSeq, a predicted model, not a curated record